GAAGACAUUCGUAAAGUCAUGCGGGAUAGCAGUGCUCUAAUUUUUUUAACUAAUUUUUGAUCCACACCAGAUGCUCACACCGGGGAACUUGAAACUCUCCGUGGUUGCGUGGUAGCAACGCCAGAGCCAGACGAUAGAUAGAUAAACAGGUUUUCAAAUUGGCGCCAGUUUUCCAGAAAUCGGAAGCCAUCAAACUAACUACUCCACUGGAAAAUUUAUUUUUGAUCAUCACUUCACCGACCUUGAAAUUCAACCCUGAAAUAGAAUCAUGAUCUUCGUUGAUGGGAUCCCUUUUUCAACUGGUUCAUCUCAGGGAAUUGAAGACUUGAUUGCUUUGUUAGAACACCCAUUUCUCGUGUCUGCUUCAAAUAAACUGAAAGCUAUUCCAGUGAUGAAGGUCUCAGUUAUGGAAGGGUUUAGAGGGGAGAGGUCACCACCGGCUAAACAUGUUUAUGUUUUUCAAAGAGAGUACGCAACUGUUGAUCCUGCUCUUGUGGAGUUGGUUGGAACAGAUGAAGCUACCACGUGUGUGGGGAUCGUCAUUCGCAACCAGAAGACUGGAUGGACCUCUAUUGCCCAUGUGGAUUCUCCAGAGGUUGUUGAUCUGGGUCUCACUCAGAUGUUGUCAUUACUCAUUGAUCAGAACUCAAAUGCAGAGCUGGAUGUGCAUAUAGUCGGUACCUUUGAAGAUGCUGUAACCAAUCAAAUCAGCGGAAGCAGUGGAUCAGAAAGCGAAUCGGAAUUAUAUAAUCACUCAAUUCCUUUAUGUUCAAAAAUAAUUGAAGCUUUGCAGAACAAAGGAAACAAAUUUCAUAUCCAAACAUUUUGUGUAUUAGAGCAUAAUACUAUGCGAGAUUCUGACGGAAAUGCAUAUCCUGUAUUCAACGGGUUCAUGGUAGAGACCUCCUCCGGGUCAGUGAGGCCUGCUAGUUUUGACGGAAGUUCAAGAUGCCCAGAUGAAAUAGUUAGGAGGAUCCGGGUGACUGUUUCAUAUUCAGAUCCAAGUUGGAAGGGAAAGUUACUGGAGAUGUAUGAUAGCCUCAGUGACCAGUAUCAGAUUGCUCCCUGUUCUUGGAGUCUUCGUUGGAAAGAAUACGCUCUUUCUUUGCAACAACUUUCUGACUCCGAUAUCCUCCUCAAUUGUUCUACUUCACCUUCUUCUGAGGGACCGGAUUUCGUGGACAACCAUAGAAGGUUGUUUGAUUAUUUGAUCCAACACCCGAAUUGGAGAGAAACAUUUCCUAUGAGGAAACCACGCAUCUUCAAGAGAACUGCCAGUGGAGAUUGGAUUAAGGCUGAGUAGCCUAAGCAGAUGAGGCAGAGUCCAAGCUCGUAAUUAUGAUUGUAUACUCAUUAUCUUGGUCAAGUAUAUUUGGUUCCAUUUUUAAGUUUUUAUUUUUAUAUUGGACAUUGUUAUAAUUUCUUCGUAAAGAAAAAAAUGAUCCUUUUAGUUGGUUCAUCAAGACGAAUUCUAAUUUAUCAAAAAUUUGUUGUGAUCUCCAAAUUUAGA
Molecule: messenger RNA, 1510 nt
Organism: Papaver somniferum (opium poppy)
Lineage: Eukaryota; Viridiplantae; Streptophyta; Magnoliopsida; Ranunculales; Papaveraceae
Product: protein N-terminal asparagine amidohydrolase-like
Exons: 9
Coding region: 269-1303 (344 amino acids)
Biological process (GO): ubiquitin-dependent protein catabolic process
Cellular component (GO): nucleus
Molecular function (GO): protein-N-terminal asparagine amidohydrolase activity
Source: RefSeq, a predicted model, not a curated record